This is a messenger RNA of Xyrauchen texanus (razorback sucker), 1497 nucleotides long. RefSeq lists its product as uncharacterized. Lineage: Eukaryota; Metazoa; Chordata; Actinopteri; Cypriniformes; Catostomidae. Bases 77 to 412 code for a protein of 111 amino acids. The record is from RefSeq and is a predicted model, not a curated record. The transcript has 9 exons.
CGCAAACGAGUGAUUCAAAGCGCACACUCAAAUUAAUUUGUUUGACCUUGUUCAGCAUCCACCCUUUUCAUCCAAGAUGAGAAUUGUUGUACCAAUAAUCGUCUUUGUUGCAGUGGCAGGGUUCCACCAUGUGAUUUCUGCAUCUCUGGAAUUACAUGAAAGGACUGAAUCACCCGAAGAGAGUGAUGAGCUGGAGUAUGAAGCUGUGCAUGUGAAAGAGACUGAAGUGCUUAUUGGAGAUGAUACUGAGGAUGGUGAGAAAGAGGUAUUAACAGACACUACUACAGCCUUUAACCAGAAGAAAGCAUGUGCCUGUGGCAUGUCUCUUGAGCACAAUGAGCAGGCUAAAGAGAAUGUGGAAAGUGUAGAUGAUAUCACUGCGGAUCAAGACAGCGAAUAUUACGACACUUAGACUUGAAUGAUGUCAAGCCCAGUGUGUAAAGGGACUGUAGUGAAAUAAUAGCAUCAUUUAAACCUAAACAGCAACUUGAAUAAAGACAAAUUGUUAACAUAUGUGCCACCUGGCAUGAAAGGACAAAGAUCACUGCAUGUUCUGUGACCUUUACCCAAUUUUCAAAGAUUACUGAAUGCUUUUUAAAAAAAAAGAAUAAAGCCUGAAACAUCGACCAAUGUCCAACAUUCAUAUAAAAAUGAUAACAUUCAGAUGAGUGUAAUAAAAGACAAUGAUUAAAUGGCCUCUUAGGAUGAAACCAUGUAUGUAACCGUGAGUUGCAGAUGUAGGUAGUGUUUGAACGAAUCUAGGACGGUUAUCCAGGCCAGCACAGUCUACUGUCCUUGGGUGCUCAUUUGAGCUUUACUUAUAUAGUCUGCAUUGUCCCAGCUUAUUUUUGGAUCAAAGAUGCAAUGUUGCACUAAGUCCCACAGCAGCCUGAUGAGACCGAGCUGUUUAACUCAAUGUAGCCUCAAAAAGCCCUUAAAGUCUUAAGGAAUGUUUUAUUGUUUGUUAUAGCGUAAGGUUGAAAUAUUGAUGCUUGUGCUGUAAAUAGAUUAGUGAUAUUCCCAAUUUUGGCAAUAACUCAUUUUAUGAAUCGAUACAUAUUUUUAGACCUAAAAUUGGUCAUGAAUAUGAGUGGAUUUGUGGACUACUCCAUUUGCUGAAACACUGCCAGCACUUAUGAGGAGGAUUUUAAAUUAUACUUAGCUGGGUCAAUUUUAAUGUCAUGUUGAAUUUACAACUUGAGAAACCUGGCAGUGAAAAGACUACACUUUUUGAAAAGUUUAAUAAUAUCUUUAAAUAUCGGCCAAAAGAAGACUAAUAGCAAUAGCUUAUUAUGGCAACUACAGUAGCUGCUCCGUUUUGAACAAGUGGCAGCUUAUAUGUGGAGACACUGGGACAUCCCACCAAAAGUGCAUUACAAUAAUCAAGUCUCGAAGUUAUGAAUGCAUGUCCUAACUUUUCUGCAUCUUUAUUAAAAUGAAAAUUUCAUAACGUAGCAAUAUCUCUGAGAUGAAAGUAUGUUCUAGAGACAAAAGAAA